CGGCAGGGAAUUAAAAAAAAAAAAAAAAAAAAACAUCAACCAACGCACACGGAUUAAUCGAAGGAUUAUAGUCCUGGCAAAUCUAACGAGUGGAUAACGGAAACGCCUGGAGAAUCUCGUCAGAAUCAUCCUGCCUCCGAUAAAUUAAUGCAUGCCCUUGGAUCGUGUUCGAUGUGGUCUUGGUUCAUUCGUAUCCAUCACUCUCAGCCGCCGAGUCACCGAAGUCUGGUCAAGGAUCUAGCGUAAGCCGCAAAUAGCAAUAGCCAAAGAGAGCCGGAGGAGAUCUGCAGUGGGAGCAAAGCGCCGAAGUACAAAUGCAUCAAUCGAAACUAAAACUGAAUCUGUAACUGAGAAACGGGUACCAAGCAACUAGCUCCCUUGGACACGGACACGGACACGGACACGAACACCUUGACGCAACACUAAAACAUCAAGAGCAACAACAACCAAUUAGAUUAGACGACUGGAAGUCCAGUGGAGCUGAGAGGACAGCAUCCCACCACCAACAGCACCAUCCAAACAUACAUCUUCUACACGGAACGGCGGCGGGUCGAGCGUAGUGGCUGCAGCACGCGAAAGCGUCCAUAAAUCUAGUUAGCAUGGAGUGCUGUUUAUCGGAGGAGGCCAAGGAACAAAAGCGCAUCAAUACGGAAAUCGAGAAGCAGUUGCGCCGAGACAAGAGAGAUGCGCGUCGCGAGCUUAAACUGUUGCUGCUGGGCACUGGCGAGUCCGGCAAGUCGACAUUUAUCAAACAGAUGCGUAUUAUCCACGGCAGUGGCUACUCGGACGAGGACAAGCGCGGGUACAUCAAGCUGGUCUUUCAGAACAUAUUCAUGGCCAUGCAGUCAAUGAUCAAGGCUAUGGAUAUGCUGAAGAUUUCCUAUGGUCAGGGAGAGCAUAGCGAACUGGCCGAUCUGGUGAUGAGCAUCGACUACGAAACAGUCACCACGUUCGAGGAUCCAUACUUGAAUGCCAUUAAAACGCUGUGGGACGAUGCUGGCAUCCAGGAGUGCUACGAUCGUCGUAGGGAAUAUCAAUUGACAGAUUCAGCCAAAUAUUAUCUGAAGGAUCUCGAUCGUGUGGCUCAACCUGCAUAUUUACCCACUGAGCAAGACAUUUUAAGAGUUCGUGUGCCGACAACAGGGAUAAUUGAGUAUCCCUUUGAUUUAGAAGAAAUCAGAUUUAGAAUGGUGGACGUCGGCGGCCAGAGAUCCGAGAGAAGAAAGUGGAUUCAUUGUUUUGAAAAUGUGACAUCAAUUAUAUUUUUGGUAGCGCUAUCGGAAUACGAUCAAAUCUUGUUUGAAUCUGAUAAUGAGAAUCGAAUGGAAGAGUCUAAAGCUUUAUUUAGGACGAUAAUUACCUAUCCAUGGUUCCAGAACUCGUCAGUUAUUCUUUUCCUGAACAAGAAGGACUUGUUGGAGGAGAAAAUUAUGUAUUCGCAUUUGGUAGACUAUUUCCCUGAAUACGAUGGUCCACAGCGUGAUGCAAUAGCGGCCCGAGAAUUCAUACUGCGAAUGUUUGUAGAUUUAAAUCCAGAUUCUGAAAAGAUUAUCUAUUCUCAUUUCACCUGUGCUACCGAUACGGAAAACAUAAGGUUUGUGUUUGCAGCUGUUAAGGACACAAUUCUGCAAUCGAACCUUAAGGAAUACAAUUUGGUCUAAACUGGAUUUUGGAUCGAAGAAACUAUUUUUGUGAUUUUUAUACAAACACACACACACCACACACACAUACACAUUCAUAUAAUUCCUUUUUCGCAUAUUUACUAAAUAUAAAAGAGAGAAGAAUUGGAGUAGCGCGAGCGAAUGUGGCCGAAAAUUAGGCAUUAAUUACAUAGAUCCCGAGAAAGUUUCUUAAGUUUGUGUAACAUCAGGAACCGAAAAAAAAUUGUAGCAUAAAAAGAAAAUAGAAUACGAAAUACUAAAAUGAUGAUAAACCCAGCAGCAGCGUCACUAAAAAAGAAUUGAAAGAAAUGAUAUAAUGAUGUGUAUACAUUUUAAUUUUUCGAGAGAAUGAAGGUUUAACGAGAGAAUAAUAUAACAAAAGAAAAUCUGAUACAAGUACCGAUGCAAGGUGACCGCAAGUAGCCCCAGGAGCCAAGUUAGUUUCUCGCUUUAUACUACGAAUAUAUUGAAGAUCGUAGAAGGAAUACCUUUUGUACUAAAACUUUGACAACGGACAGCUUUUUUUACUGAACAAAUGCAUUGUGAUUUUAGCACUGUUUCGGCAGGGAAAACUCUUGUUAGAAAAGGGAAUCGUUCGAGAGAUGGCAUGACGCGACGAUGAUUUCCCCAAAGAGUUUUGAUAGAAAAGUACGCUAGGAAGGUGGUUGCUGUCACCCUGCAUCGGUAAUAUUUAAACAAACUUGAUUACUAUAGAAACUUUUGUAAAAAAAAAAAA
Messenger RNA from Drosophila serrata, 2397 nucleotides. It is a transcript of the gene Galphaq, whose product is annotated as G protein alpha q subunit. NCBI's taxonomy places the organism in Eukaryota, Metazoa, Arthropoda, Insecta, Diptera, Drosophilidae. Gene Ontology annotation, cellular component: heterotrimeric G-protein complex; cytoplasm. Gene Ontology annotation, molecular function: guanyl nucleotide binding; G-protein beta/gamma-subunit complex binding; G protein-coupled receptor binding. The record is from RefSeq and is a predicted model, not a curated record. Gene Ontology annotation, biological process: adenylate cyclase-modulating G protein-coupled receptor signaling pathway.